Molecule: messenger RNA, 1239 nt
Organism: Cajanus cajan (pigeon pea)
Lineage: Eukaryota; Viridiplantae; Streptophyta; Magnoliopsida; Fabales; Fabaceae
Gene: OS9
Product: ER lectin-like protein
Biological process (GO): endoplasmic reticulum unfolded protein response; retrograde protein transport, ER to cytosol; ERAD pathway
Cellular component (GO): endoplasmic reticulum lumen
Source: RefSeq, a predicted model, not a curated record
GAGUUGAAUGGGUUUUGAUAACGUGGCAAUGGUGGAUUGGUUCAUAGACGUGGAAGCUGCGACAUUCGGUGUGCGAUCCGUGGAAAUUUGUAAACGUGCAACGUUAAGGAAUCGGCAUCGGAAGUGUGGGGUUUAAGGAGACGAUGAAGCCAUUGCAUUUGUUUCUCUUCUUCAUUCUCUUCUCUUUCACCUUCACCUAUGCCUCCGAACAAAUCUUCCCCGCUCAUAUCGGUAGCAUUUUUGGAGGCGGUGGUGGCGUUGGCGGUGGCGGUGGCCGCUCUCGCGAACCUAAAUACAAGAUCGAAUUCCAUCCCCAAGAUUCCCCUUUUCACCCUGAUGAUGACCAGGAAUUUAUAGUUAUGCCGGAUCAAAAUGGACAGAAAUUUGUAUGUUAUUUACCUAAGGUGGAAAAGGAAAAAAGUGGAAAGCCUGUUAUCCAGCACAAUAUUAGCAGCAUGAUUGUCGAAACUGAGAAAAGGAUUAAACAGAAGACUCCAGAUGAACUGCUAGAAAUAUUAAAGGCUCAAUGCUUUCUCAGACAAGAAGGUUGGUGGUCAUAUGAAUUUUGCUAUCAAAGGAAGUUGCGGCAACUACACGUGGAGGAUGAUAAGGUUGUCCAGGAGUUUGUCUUGGGAGAGUAUGAUCCUGAGGCUACAGCUUCAUUUAACGAAAAUCUUUCUGACAUUUCUACAUUGAAGGAUCCCCGCUCAAAAGAUGCAUCUCAAAGGUACCAUGCUCAUCAAUAUACUAACGGAACGCUAUGUGAUCUUACAAAUAAGCCACGAGAGACUGAGGUGAGGUUUGUAUGUGCGGAACCCAGGGCAAUGAUAAGUUCUAUCACAGAGAUUUCCACUUGCAAGUAUGCACUUACAGUGCAAUGUCCUUCACUAUGCAAACACCCAUUGUUUCAAGAGGAGAGACCAGUAUGGCACACAAUCGACUGUAAUGUGCUUCCAAAGGAUUACGUGGAUGCCAAAGUGAGACAAGAAAACAAAAAUGUAGAGAUAGUUAUGGUCACGGAUUCAGAAAAUGGCGACUCCGAGUCAGAACAAUGAUGUAAAUAUAUAUAAUGAGAAUGGUAAAAGAUCAAUAGGGAGAGUUGCCGGCACUUUUUUCUACUCUAAAAGAAAAAAUGUAUUUUCUACUAAUCCUCUUUCCAAACAGUGGAUAGACAUAGUGCUUUGUGACUUUCAAAAGAGCAGAUUUCAGUGUAGCAUCAUCAAAUAUUUUUUUGAGCAA